Oldenlandia corymbosa var. corymbosa is the source of this 3109-nucleotide messenger RNA. The record is from the annotation of a GenBank genome assembly. Lineage: Eukaryota; Viridiplantae; Streptophyta; Magnoliopsida; Gentianales; Rubiaceae.
ACUUGAUCUAUAAAAAUUCGAAUUGGACAAUAAUUUUGGGACAAAAUUUUUUGGGCAAAGUGCACAAUAAUUAUGGGACGGAGGGAGUACACAUUUAAUUGAAAAAAAAAAUUGUUUUUUUGUCCAUACAAGAACAUACAAGAACAUAUUUGGCUUCCUUUUUGUAACAAAAAAAAAAAAAAAGUGUUUUGGCUUCCUUUCCGUGAUCCACAACUAUCCAUUAGAAUGUUCCAAUGACGAUUUAAUUUUAUCUAAUUCUUGAAUACUUUUUCGAACCUCUUGAAACCAAUAACAUCAAAAUAAUCAAUGGGCAAAAUUGGCUUAGCGGUAUAAUCACUCUCUGAUCAUCAACCCGAAAAUGACUUCCGCUAAACUGUAACUCUGCCAUUUUCAUUCUCGCCUAAAACCAUUCCAGCGCCACGAAUCCCUUUGCACAACUUGUCCCACACUCCAAUUCUCAUUCUCCACAAAAAUCAUGGUUACAACAUGCUGAUCACCGAUUGUCUUUAUUAAUGAUCAUUUCAACAUUCUGUAUACAUCUGAUAAUUUGGACAUGGAUUAUAUUCCGUUUCGAAAUAAUUGUUUAUUUAGAUUCUCAUUUUUUUAAAAAAAUCGUAUUGAAAAAUCACAACAAUCAUUUUUUUUUUUAUUUUUUAUGUUUUUGGAAUAGAAGAGAGUACUUAUUUUUGGACAUCCCUUAUUUGAUAAGUAUGGCAACUCAUAUGAAAAAUGAAUAAUGAUGACAUCAAGGAUGAAAACCGAUCAGAUUUGUCCCAAAUCAUUUUCGAGUUUUUGGCCACAAUAUCCUCCUCUUGCACACUUUCCAAAGCUGGGCACAAGGACCAAAAUUUUAGCCCAUAUCCUUAGAACUCCAUCACUGCUGCUGCUGCAUCAUCACCAUCAUCCUCUUAUGGCUUCUUCUGACGUGCAUAAUUCCAUCAAUUUUCUAACAUUUUGCCACAACCAUGACAUCCCUCGUAGCUAUCCGCUUCCUACACAAAUCCCAAUCCUUUCUUUCCCAUACCAUUUAUAUAUAUACUGGUGUUUGCUUGUUUCGUCUUCUGCAAUUUUUUUACUCAUUUUCAGCUCAUUGCUUUGAGUGUUUGUGGAAAGGUCUAAGAGAGAAAAAUGUUGGGUUUUGGAACUUUCACUCAUUCCAAUACAUCGACUGGAAGAAAGCCUGGAAUGGGCUAUGAUGUGCCGGAAGGAGUUGAUAUCAGGGGACGAUAUGAUCCCGAGUUUGCUACUGUUCUUACCAAGGAAGCUUUGCAAUUUGUUGUUGAAUUGCAAAGAGAGUUCAGGAACCAUAUCAAGUAUGCUAUGGAUUGUAGGAAGGAGGCAAAGGUGAGAUAUAAUAAUGGAGCAUUGCCUGGGUUUGAUCCAGCUACUAUGUAUAUUAGAGAUGCUGAAUGGGUUUGUGCAGCUGUUCCACCUGCUGUUGCUGAUCGGAGGGUUGAGAUUACAGGGCCAGUUGAGAGGAAAAUGAUCAUCAAUGCUCUCAACUCUGGAGCCAAGGUUUUCAUGGCUGAUUUUGAGGAUGCACUUUCACCAACUUGGGAGAACCUUAUGAGGGGACAAGUUAACCUGAGAGAUGCUGUUAAUGGAACUAUAAGCUUUCAGGACCCAGCUAGAAACAGAGUUUACAAACUUAAUGACAGAACAGCCAAGCUUUUCGUACGCCCAAGAGGCUGGCACUUACCCGAGGCUCAUAUUUUCAUUGAUGGCGAACCUGCCACUGGUUGCUUAGUUGACUUUGGUCUUUAUUUUUUCCACAACUACGCUGCUUUUCGCCAAAAACAAGGCGACGGUUUUGGUCCCUUUUUCUAUCUCCCAAAAAUGGAACACUCAAGAGAAGCUAGAAUAUGGAACAAUGUAUUUGAGAGGGCAGAGAAAAUGGCUGGCAUUGAAAGGGGAAGUAUCAGAGCUACUGUUCUAAUUGAAACACUUCCAGCUGUAUUUCAAAUGGACGAAAUCCUCUAUGAGCUUAGAGAUCACUCUGUUGGUUUGAACUGUGGAAGGUGGGAUUAUAUAUUCAGCUAUGUGAAGACAUUCCAAGCUCAUCCAGAUCGGUUACUGCCCGAUAGGGUUCAGGUAGGAAUGGCUCAGCACUUCAUGAGAAGUUACUCUGAUCUACUCAUCCGGACCUGUCACAGGCGUGGAGUGCAUGCAAUGGGAGGAAUGGCAGCGCAGAUUCCAAUUAGAGAUGAUCCAGCUGCUAAUGAGGCAGCCCUUGAGCUGGUGAGGAAGGACAAACUACGAGAGGUCAAGGCUGGACAUGAUGGAACAUGGGCUGCCCACCCUGGACUAAUUCCGGCCUGCAUGGAAGUCUUCACCAACUACAUGGGCAACUCUCCGAACCAAAUUGAAACCAUGAAGCGUGUAGAUGCUGCAACUGUGAGCGAGGAAGACUUGUUACAGAUCCCAAGAGGUGUCCGAACCUUGGAUGGCCUCCGACUCAAUACUCGAGUUGGCAUCCAGUAUUUAGCCGCGUGGUUAACAGGAACUGGAUCGGUCCCUCUUUACAAUUUAAUGGAGGAUGCUGCAACUGCUGAGAUUAGCAGAGUCCAAAACUGGCAAUGGUUGAAGUAUGGAGUUGAAUUGAAUGGUGAUGGACUGGGAGUGAAGGUGACCUUGGAUCUCUUCGGAAGAGUUGUUGAAGAUGAAAUGGCCAGGAUUGAAAGAGAAGUUGGGAAGGAAAAAUUCAGGAAAGGCAUGUACAAAGAGGCUUGUAAGUUGUUCACACAGCAAUGCACAGCACCAACUCUGGAUGACUUCUUGACACUCAAUGCAUACAAUAACAUUGUCAUCCAUCAUCCAUCAGGAUCUUCCAGGCUCUAAUGUGGCUAUAUUAUUCAGCCACGAACUGGAGAGUUCAUGGUGUUUCUUCCAAGAUUUAAUCGUUCCUUCUGUUCUAUUUGUCAUUGCUUAGUCCUUGGUUCACACUGUUCUGAAAAUAAGUGAUAUUUUUAUUUCUUGAAAUAAUUAAGUAGUUGGAUCUAUUUGUACUGUUGAUGCUAAUGAUGCUUUCUUCGAGUAUGUAUUUGCAUGUUGACUGCUGUAAAUGCAAAAUUAUGAUAAUUAAUAAAGUACAUCCAAUGAGUUGGUUUUC